Messenger RNA from Austrofundulus limnaeus, 570 nucleotides. RefSeq lists its product as uncharacterized. The record is from RefSeq and is a predicted model, not a curated record. NCBI's taxonomy places the organism in Eukaryota, Metazoa, Chordata, Actinopteri, Cyprinodontiformes, Rivulidae.
CCUGGAACAAAUAUGGUGGAGUACCUGCAUGAGGCUAUGGCAUCCAGACCUUACCCCUAUGUUCUGACACUGGGAAAUGACAAGGAGCAUGCAUCUCAGACCUUUGUCAUCACUGCUGGACAGGCUUUGGAACAAGACACUCUGCUUCAGGCAAUCGAUGUCUGUUUCAAGGCCUUCUUUAUCUUGGACAUUAAAUACCCAAAGCAAUGUGAACAUGUGUGGGAAUUUCUGCAGAGUGUGGUCUAUGAAAUGCCAGGAGGGGAGUCCAAACUGGUAAAAUUUCUUCAAACUAGAAUACUUGCAUGCCAAGAGAACUAAGAACCUCUUGGACAAUUUGUUACAUUUUUUUUACAUUAGACAUGUUACAUUAAGCAUUGUUGGUAUUGAGGAAAAUGGCCUCAAGGACUGCUUGUUGCUAGCAGUUUGACACUAGGUCUGUUAAUUGUUGUCAAUUAAGCAUUGUGCAUGGUUUUAAUUCUAACAAUUUUAACUUUUUCCAUAAUUGUUAGAUUUGAUAUUGUUGACAUCAAGUUGGAAUAAAUUUCAAGGCAGGGCCUUGUAAAAAUCCCA